CUUGCCUGGCGUAUUAGUAAACCGGUUUGGGAAAUAAACAUCAACCUGCCAAAUGGAGCUGUUAGGUUAGGCAUGUUUACUUCCCAAACCGGUUUGUACAUGCAUUCAUGCAUUUCUUCUCUGCUCCGCUAUAUACUAAACUAUCGAGUACGUUCGAGAUACCAAACAAAAUAUACAUCGCUGAAAAGCUUCACAUCUCGGUGGUCAGAUAUUCCAAGAGAGUAGCCGGAAUUAUGGCCCUGAAGAUAAAUUUCACUUCGUUGAAGAACUUUGUCUUCUACUAUAUAUCGUUUCGUCUGUUGACGGAGGGUAUUGAAGAAUUUCUCAUCCAGCCAACUGCUUGGUAUUAUAUCAACUUUCUGGGAGAAUCAAAUGUGUUUCUUGGAUUAACUUUGGCUGGUUAUUCCGCGGGUGCUUUAUUGUUCGCGCCGGUUGUUGGUGUCAGUUCUGGAGGUGAAAUUUGAUGUUUCGAAAAUACUAACCGUCAUGUGUGCUGCUGUGAGGUUCGUCGGUAAUUUAUUAUAUUCAAUUCCAAUCAAUGGAUAUUUUCCAAUGGUUGGAAGGUUUAUAUGUGGUCUGGGCGCUAGUACAGAAGGAAUAUUGUUCGGGGUUAUAACUAAAGGUACUACCAGUAGAAAUCGUGCAAAAGCAUUUCUAUAUCUCGAAGGUCUCUACUGCCUUGGUACCACAUGUGGACCUAUACUUGGUAGCGUUCUAACAUUCAAAAUGGACAUAUUUGGUUGGAAAAUUAACGCAGGAAACUCACCAGGAGUCGUUCUGAUGCUUAUUUGGUUUACCUUACUAAUGUGCGCACUCUUUUUACCAAACGACCUCGCGGAAAACACAGGUGAUGGAGAGAGGUCAAUUAUUGACAGUGACAAUGCCUCCCCAUCAUCAAAAACAACCGCAGAACAUGAUAACCGACCUCCUUCUUCGUCGUCGAUGAUUCGUGAAGAAAACUUAGCUGGGGGACUGGGAACAGCAUUGUUAGAUGACGACAGCGACGACGGUAUUAGCUUAUCAAAGUCAUUCGCUUGGCAUGGUUGUCCUCCAUCGUCCAUGGUAUUUUGCAUGUAUUACCUGAUCUGUCUGUCAUACUUCGUCUACAUGGUUAUCUCAUUUUACGUCCCUCUACUGGCCAAAUAUAAUCUUGGAUUGAAACUUAUCCACGUGAAGUUAAUUUACCUCAACAGUUCUCUGUUUUCCUUCGUGUUGUUUCUUGCCACCCCACUCAUUUUGGAAAACGUCUGCGAAACAACUUUUCUUCUCGUUAGUAUAUUUUUUCAGAUUAUUCCAAUUUCAUGUACAUUCCUUCUCGCAAUUUUUUGGAACAGUCCAAUGUCGGUCGAGAAAAAAAGUUACCUCAUCCUUUGUUCGAUGCUGUUGUUGAGCGCACAGUUGGUGAACUCUCCAGUAGCUUCUUGCCUACUUUCAAAAUUAACCCCGGUGAAGAGUGCUUCAUUCUAUCAAAGUCUCACCUAUACUGCAGUACAUAUGGGAAUUUGUCUCAGUCGCCUGGCAGGAGGGUCAACAUUUGCUAAGAUGUCUAUGAUGUAUACUUGCAUUGUUCUUGCUUUUUGUUGGCUUUUUGGAAUGAUUUGGUUGCUUUAUGAAUAUCGCAAAUUUGGUCGUGCCACCGAUGACUGAAGGCUGUUUUUCAUCAUGGUCGCAUGAGCAGGCGAAGCGGACGUAAUGGAAAAUUGCCUUAAGUACUGUAGUAAUGCAGGAUUUCCACUUGCAAAGAUAUGGUUCGGUAGCGAAAUGUUUGCUUAUUUUCUUUUGAAUUUUAACAUUAGUUAUUAAUGAUUAGUCAAACUCGACCGUUCUUAAACUAAAAGGACUGAGAUAUAUAUGCAAAUAUUUAGCACGUUAAUAAGACAUACAAGGUGUCUCAAACAAAAUGGAAUGGAAUAAACCGACAUUUAAAUAGGAUAAGUUGAAUUGCAUCGGAAGUAAGUGAUUAAUUGGAUCAAAAUGUAAUGGCAAACUUGCCUCAUUAAAGUCAAAACGAUGUGGUUUUUGACCAGACGUUUUUAACACACGAUUAUUUGGUCAUUUCUGGCCAUUAUGGCAUUAAUAAAGAUAUUGUUUCAAAGUUAAUGAUCUCCUCUUUCUUUAUGUAAAAAUUAAAUCGUUUAGACUCAAUGUUCAAUGCAUCACGGUUGUUUAUUUAUGUAUAGUUCAAUGUUAAAGUGGCAAAUCAUUCGUUUUUUGAGACACCUUGUAUAGUUUUAUUGGCACAACGCCAUCCACAGAGAGGUGGAAAUAUGUUUCACAAAAGUAACUGGCUGUCUAGCUCAACUUGUACAUAUAUUUUAGAAAGCUGGCGCUCUUGCAUUAAAACGUUCGCAGCUUAAAAAAACCCAAAUUUCUUCUUGGGGCCUAAUUGCUUAAAAUGUUUGCUGCAAUUGGAAGUAAGAUUUGUAUAGCUGGAAGCAAAAUGCUUUGUAAAUACGAUUCUCACAAGUUACCUGAAAUUGUAUU
Messenger RNA from Dendronephthya gigantea, 2484 nucleotides. RefSeq lists its product as uncharacterized. The transcript has 3 exons. The record is from RefSeq and is a predicted model, not a curated record. NCBI's taxonomy places the organism in Eukaryota, Metazoa, Cnidaria, Anthozoa, Malacalcyonacea, Nephtheidae. The coding region runs from base 487 to 1647 and encodes 386 amino acids.